This is a messenger RNA of Haliotis rubra (blacklip abalone), 2262 nucleotides long. RefSeq names its product phospholipid scramblase 2-like. Gene Ontology annotation, molecular function: phospholipid scramblase activity. Gene Ontology annotation, cellular component: plasma membrane. Lineage: Eukaryota; Metazoa; Mollusca; Gastropoda; Lepetellida; Haliotidae. The record is from RefSeq and is a predicted model, not a curated record. Gene Ontology annotation, biological process: plasma membrane phospholipid scrambling.
CCUGAUUUAUCUGCCCGACACACAUAGCACUAGUCUUGCACGUACAGUAGAGCUAGAGACUGGGCGUUAUAAGCAUUGUCUCUGUUACUUUGGAUUUAUACAACAUUUGUUUUCACAAUGGCUGACAACAAAGCCCCUGGAGGGGCUGGAGACAAAAUGAACCAGCAGCCCCCAAUUUCCAUGCAGCCACAGCAGGGAGCAUACAAUGGUGCUCCUGGACAGUUGCCAGGUCAACCUGGCUAUGGCCCAUCCACAGGUCAACCUGGCUAUGGCCCACCCCCAGGUCAACCUGGCUAUGGCCCACCUCCAGGAUAUGGAGGUCAACCAGGGUACGGAGGUCAACCAGGGUAUGGAGUUCAGCCGGGAUAUGGAGGUCAGCCGGGAUAUGGAGGUCAACCUGGCUAUGGUGCUCCACCCCAAGGAAUGAUGCCAGGUCAGAGGCCCCCCGUACAGUGGAUGUCGCGUCCUGAAGCAAUCCCAGGGUGUCCUCCUGGACUAGAGUACCUCACCCAGAUCGACCAGCUCCUGGUACAGCAGCAGAUGGAGAUCCUUGAGAUGAUAACUGGGUUUGAGACAGCUAACAAGUAUGUGAUACGGAACAGUCUGGGUCAGCAGGUCUACUUUGCUUCAGAAGAAUCAGAUACUUGUACCAGACAGUGCUGUGGGCCUCAGAGAGGUUUCAUAAUGCAUAUAACGGACAACAAUAAUCAGGAAGUGAUACGAGUGGAGCGUGAGUUCAAGUGUUGUGCAGGGUGCAACUGCUGUGCAGGAGCUGACCGUUGUGCACAAAUGUGCAGUAUAGAAGCACCUGUUGGACAGCUCGUCGGUUACGUCAAACAACUGCAGAGCUGCAUGGAGCCUCGCUACGCCAUCUUGGACCCCAACAUGGAGACUAUCCUGACCAUAGUUGGACCUGGGUGUAUCAUCCAAGGUCCUUGCUGUACACAAGACCAGGAGUUCAUGGUAUCAUCGGCCAAUGGGGAGAACCAGGUCGGCAAGAUCUCCAAGCAAUGGGGUGGAUAUCUCCGAGAGGCCUACACUGAUGCUGACAACUUCGGUGUUUCCUUUCCUAUGGACCUGGAUGUCAAGAUGAAGUCUGUCAUGCUGGGAGCUGUGUUCCUCAUUGACUUCAUGUUCUUUGAACACAACCAGAACAACAACAACAACAGGUACUAGUGGAACAACAACAGAACAACACAACAUAUACACGUGCCCAAGGAUCUACACUGAAGGCAGCAUUACCACAAGGAGGACGGAAAGGUCCCCGCCUAAAGUCACAAAUAUAUUGGAACAAUAUGUUUUCCAGUAAUUCUUGUAAAUAUCAUACUUGUUGAAACCACACCAAAGAACCAUAUUUGUAUCACCAAAGGAUGCAAAAACAUGUAUCUUUCUAAUUUUUUCAGCUGACCAAAAAUCUUUGUUUUAGACUUUUUUUCACAUUCAUGCGUAAACGUAUUAAAUGGGCAAUUUGAAUAUCAUUUGACCAAUUUUCAUCAAGUUUGAUGCAAAGUAUCUUCAGGAAAUCCAGCUUUGGUAUGUAAACAAUAUAAAGACCACUUUGAAAAGCUUUUCCUAUAGCCAUUUGGGCAAUAUAUGAAUUUUGUGCUGUUUUCAAUGGCUUACAGGGAUGCAACUUAUAAACCUGAAUUAUUUUUAGCAAUAAUAACAGUGAUAUAUUAUGACCCCAAAUAACCCGAAAUUUUAAGAGAUCUUGUGAUAAAGUGAGGGGAAAUGGUGUUUAAGCUCUUAAUGAAGAUGAUUACGUUUUGUAGUGAUAUUUGUGUGUGUGUUUGUGGAACACAUGCUGCUUGUAAUAGUCCAAAUAAAUGUCAUUUUUUAAGUGCUGCUCACUGAGAUACCAUGUCGCAGUUUAACAUGGAUGCCCCAUUCAAACACAGUAUGCUAGUUGGUGUUGACAUUGUUUUAAUGGCAGCAACACUAGUUGACACAGUUUUGUCAUCCUUUAGUAAAUUCUAAAUUUCGGUGAAAUGAACUUAAUACAUUCCAGUCAUCAACACCAUUAUCAUUCCAUGUCAGAUAUGAAGAUUUAUUUACAAGUAAUCCUUAACAGCAUAUAUGUUUCAAAUAUAUAGUGGAAAUAGAAACAGAAUAGUAGGGGUGAAACAGUAUACUACGGUAGUUUGCCUUCUGUUCGGUAUACCGUAAUGCAAUCCAAAAAUUCGGUAUUUUCGGUUUUAGUACUGCAUUUCUAUCUAUCAUAAAAUGACAGUUUUGUUCAUUCAAAAUAACAAAGAUUGUGGU